Molecule: messenger RNA, 2650 nt
Organism: Anoplopoma fimbria (sablefish)
Lineage: Eukaryota; Metazoa; Chordata; Actinopteri; Perciformes; Anoplopomatidae
Product: target of Nesh-SH3-like
Exons: 23
Coding region: 68-2650 (860 amino acids)
Biological process (GO): positive regulation of cell-substrate adhesion; extracellular matrix organization
Molecular function (GO): protein binding
Source: RefSeq, a predicted model, not a curated record
GCUGAUCAGCUGGACGAUCGUCCUCAACGGAGUCUCUGCUCAGAGGACCAGAGUGCGCCGUCAGAACAUGAGGGUCCGGAUCAACGCCACCGGAGACACCAUCGUGAUGAAGUUCGUGCGUUCGAGUCCCGACGUGAAGCUUGAAGGUUACAUCCUCGGAUACGGAGGCAGCUUGUUCUCCAGACAGUUCAUCACACUGCCGGAGAACGGAGAACCCUACGAGACCGAACUGGAUGCUGAACCUAAAUAUCUGGUUGCUGUUCAGCCGGUUCCAGUCAACGACGUGAAGAAACACUGUACAGGUAAGGUGAACCUGGAGAAGCCGCUCCACCUGGUGAUCGGCUCCGUCAGUCCCGCGGCCGUCCUGCUGUCUUGGGGAAACUACCUGAAGACGCCGUACGAGGGGAACGUGAUGAACGAGUGUCUGGAGGACGGGUUCUACACCAUCCGGUACAGGGAGAGGAACAGGAAGUGGAUCUAUCAAACCUGCCCGACCAGCGACACGGUGGUGGACAACCUGAAACCCAACACGCCGUACGAGUUUGGAGUCCGCUCCAACAAGGGGGACCGGAGCGGGAUGUGGAGCAAACCCAUGAUCCACAACACCAACAUGGGCAAUAAAAACACACAGAAAACGUACAAACUACGUAAUCCUCUGGCUAAACCGCUGAAACCUCACUCUCUGUUCCCUCCUCGUCCCGCUCUUCACAACAGGACUCGACUUUCUCCUCUGCUCAAAAACUCAGCUUUCCCCGGAGCUCCUCGCACUUCCUUUGCGCCGCCUGAGAGCCAACAGGAAACUUUACCUCCUCUCGGCUCCGCGGAGCCCAAACGGCCUCUUGUGUCCCUCGAUGAAGGGAACGCCGUUACAAACGACACCAAGCGACCAGCGGAUCCACUUCCUGUCCUCCCCAAACUCCUGCCCACCAUAGCCCCUCCCACCGACACCGAGGCGCUCCUUAAAUUACCCUCCAAGGGCAACUCACUUCAGGGGUCGACUACUAAGGCGCCCUCUAAUCCACCGGUGAAGCCUCAUGACCCUGCCGCUUUCGGCAAAUCCCAGGACGGAUCUUCUCUGCUGAGAUCAGCUGUAGCCAAUGAGAGAGCCAGAGCUAACAGCUGGGGUGACAGCAGCCUCAGAGCUCCGUCUCCUCGACGGACUCUGAACCCGUUCAACCCGUCAGGUUCUUCGGUUUCCAGAUCCAUGAGACCGCCGGGGUCCAGAACCCCCCCCUCCUCCUCCUCUAACGGCCUCAGGCAGACCUCCUCCUCUAGACCCAGUAACAAGUCCCCGACCUCUGGGAUCCUCGGGGAGUUGAUACCAAACAGCAGAGUCGUGGAGACCAACACGAGGACUCUGCUGGUUCUGGUUCUGGUUCUGGUUCUGGUUCUGGCUCUGGCUCUGGUUCUGGUUGUUCUGGUGUGGGGUUCAGGUCUCCUCCUCCUCCUCGUAACACUGGGUUUUGUCCCCACAGUUAACGGACAGCCUCAUCGGGGCGUUUCCCCCCCCAGACCGGCCUUAUGGUCCCGACCUGGACUCGGAUCACCUGCUCGCCCGUUAAUACCGAUCAACAAGAAACCGAAUCUGGUCGGGAAACCCGGAGAAACCGACAAGGUGAACAACUUUAAACAGACGGACAAGCUGCCGAUCCUCAAACCCAAAGUCCUGCCGGCGACCACCAAGCCGACCAAAGUGGACCGCAAACAGACCACAACCGGAGCGCCGACAACAGCAGCCACUCGACAGGAAACCUGGGAGGAUUCGGACCUGUUCAAGUCCCAGCCAGCCUCUGACCUUGACGCCCUGGGGAAGAAGCGCUACGUGGCGCCUCAUGUCGUCUACCAAACGGGGAAGAAACCGGACGAGCCUUGCUCCAUCACCUCCUCCCUCAACUACUUCCCCGUGGAUGAAGCCGGCGGGGCGAACGUGAUGGCUCCGCCCAAGUCUCCGCCCUCCAACCUCACGGUGGUGACGGUGGAGGGCUGCCCGUCCUUCGUCAUCCUGGACUGGGAGAAAACGGACAACGACACCACCGAGUACGAAGUCAUCUCCACUGCUAAAGGACCCGACGGAGAGCAGGUCUCCAUCCUGAUCACCAACCAGACCCACACCACCGUGGAGAACCUCAAACCUGAGAGCAGUUAUGAGUUUAAGGUGAAGCCAAAGAAUGAGCUGGGUGCUGGUCCUCUCAGCGAACCGGUCUCCUUCAACACAGAGUCCGCGGAUCCUCGAGUGAGCGAGAACGUCUCAGGAAAAGACGCCAUCUGGACCCAGUUCCCCUUUAAGACGGACUCGUACUCGGACUGUCACGGGAAACAGUACGUGAAGAGAACCUGGUAUCGGAAGUUUGUCGGGGUCCAGCUGUGCAACUCGCUCCGGUACAAGAUCUACCUGAGUGACUCGCUUAAUGGUAAAUUCCACAACAUCGGGGAUCAGACUGGAUUCGGUGAGGAUCACUGUCAGUUCGUCGAUUCGUUCCUGGAUGGAAGAACCGGCCGGCAGCUCCAAGCAGACCAGCUCCCUUCCAGACCAGGUUUCUACAGGGCCGUGCGUCAGGAGCCAGUCCACUUCGGACAGAUAGGAGGAAACUCCCACGUCAACUACGUCUCCUGGUACGAGUGUGGGACGCCCAUCCCCGGGAAAUGGUGA